AUGCCUCCUUCCAAACGCACUAGGAUAUUCCGUGAGUGCAAGAAGUACCUGAAGAAGCAGAGCAAGAACAACGCCCGAUACUGGGACACCAGCGCCGUCCUACACUCUCCUGAGCUGUGUCAAGCCUUCGAGCGCAUGUCUUCAUCUGAGGCAGGUGAAGGUCUAGCUGAAGCCGCUCAUAGGCGUCUCACCAACCUGAUUCAGCACCACGACAAUCAGGAAGACCUGGCAGAUAUCAUCGGCGCCUGGCACGACGCGCAUCACCGCGGUCACAUGCGCCAAGCUCAAAAGGACCUCCACUUGAUCCUCGCUCAGUGCAAGUAUCUCCCUGAAGAUGCGGGCGAGCGCUUCGAGCAAAUUGCUGAAGACGCAGAUGACCAGUUGCGGCGCUUGCAUGAUCGCUGGAAGACUGCUGUCCAUUGUACGUAUUUGGAUCGUGUGGAUGCGGUCGCUCCCAAGAUACUGCAGCCGCGUGUGCAUUUGCGGGGACUUCGGUACCUUGUCAUGGCGGAUCAGGUCGAGACCGCUCUUGGUGGGUUGCAUCAGGCUAUGCUCGAUAACCAGGGCUGGGCCACGCUGCCGUAUUCUGACGACGAGGCUGUUGUUGUUCUUCGGAUGGCUGAGCUUCAUGGCACGGCUUUACGCUCGGGUGAUUGA
Molecule: messenger RNA, 657 nt
Organism: Parastagonospora nodorum SN15
Lineage: Eukaryota; Fungi; Ascomycota; Dothideomycetes; Pleosporales; Phaeosphaeriaceae
Exons: 1
Coding region: 1-657 (218 amino acids)
Source: RefSeq, a predicted model, not a curated record